Molecule: messenger RNA, 4785 nt
Organism: Rana temporaria (common frog)
Lineage: Eukaryota; Metazoa; Chordata; Amphibia; Anura; Ranidae
Product: WD repeat-containing protein 62-like
Exons: 31
Coding region: 114-4511 (1465 amino acids)
Molecular function (GO): protein binding
Source: RefSeq, a predicted model, not a curated record
UGUACUAACCAAUCGUAUCUGCAGGUUAUCCAGCUUAUACCCGCCUCUAAAUACGCCUGGCCAAUUAAUGCUCUGACAGUUGUGGCUGGUUUAGCGGGAGAUUUGAACAGAAGAUGUGGGAAGAGAACGCAUAUCUAAGCUUACAGCCCGGCCUUCUCCCGCAACACUCCCCGCCUGGGCGCCGCAGGUCUGCCCGGGGACUCAUGGCCGGCCAAGGAAAGGCCAACAGACAGGCGGAGCUAGAGAAUGUAAUGGGAAUAACCGUUUCAAGCAGCAGCAGUUUAACUUGUGAUCCCAACAAUGGACUGAUUGCCUAUCCAGCAGGAUGUGUUAUUGUCCUUCUAUGUCCAAGAAAAAACAAGCAAGGUCAUAUAGUCAAUACAUGCAGCAAGACCCUGAGUGCUUUAUCCUUCUCACCGGAUGGGAAGUAUAUAGUCAGUGGAGAGAGCGGCCACAAGCCAGCCGUGCGGAUCUGGGAUGUGGCAGAGAAGGUUCAGGUCUCUGAGCUACUUGGACACAAACAUGGAGUGUCCUGCGUCUGCUUCUCCCCCAACAUGAAAUAUGUUGUUUCUGUGGGAUACCAGCAUGACAUGGUGGUCAAUGUUUGGGACUGGAAGAACAAUAAUGUAGUUGCCAAGAACAAAGUCUCCAGUAAGGUCAGCGCUGUGUCUUUUUCUGAGGACAGCAGCUAUUUUGUAACCGCGGGCCACCGUCAUGUCAAGUUCUGGUAUCUGGAGACUUCCAAGCAAUCUCAGGUUGGGACGGUUCCUCUGGUGGGCCGCUCUGGAUUGCUCGGUGACCUCCACAAUAACGUGUUCGGUGGUGUUGCGUGUGGCAAAGGCAAGAAUGCUGGCAGCACGUUCUGUAUAUCGUUUUCUGGAGUUCUCUGUCAGUUCAAUGAAAAAAGAGUCCUAGACAAAUGGUUGAAAUUAAAGGUGUCUGCGUCCUAUUGCCUGUGUGUCACAGAGCAGCUUGUGUUCUGCGGCUGCGAGGAGGGCGUUGUCAGAAUCUUUAGCGCUCACAAUCUCCAGUACGUGACCGAUUUACCUAGACCUCAUCACCUGGGUGUGGACGUUGCUCUGGGGCUUGCUCCAAGCUCUCUGUUUGUAAAGCAGGCAGAUUCCGGUUAUGCGGACACUUGCGCCCUGGUAUAUGAUGAAGGCAAUCAGUGGCUGUGCUGUGUGUAUAAUGACCACAGUAUAUACGUGUGGGAUGUCAGCAACACCCGAAAGGUUGGGAAGGUGUACUCGGCUCUGUAUCACAGCUCCUACAUCUGGAAUAUGGAGGUGUAUCCUGACAUUGGAAAGAAAUCGCAUUUAAGCCAAGGCUCAUUUUUUACUUGUUCUUCUGACAACACUAUUCGUCUGUGGAACCUGGAGAGGAGCUUGUACCCGGCUCAGAAGAGGAACAUCUAUAGUAAUGAAUUGCAUAAAGUGAUAUAUGUUGAGGGCAAUAUUCAGUAUUUGAAGGACAUCUCUGGCACUAAUGAAAAGACUGAACCCAAAGACUCAAAAAGCGGAAUUCGUGUCCUGAAAAUCCACAAUGACGGGCUUCAGCUGGCAUCUGGAGACCGGAUGGGAAAUAUAAGGAUAUAUAAUCUGCAGAACUUUGAGGAGUUGCUGGCGAUUGAGGCUCAUGAUGGAGAGGUUCUAUGUCUGGAAUACUCCCGUCCUUUGGCUGGUGUGACAUUGUUGGCAUCGGCCAGCAGGGACCGUCUGAUCCAUGUUCUCUGUGUGGAGCGCAAUUACAGUUUGCUGCAGACGAUGGAUGACCAUUCUUCGUCCAUAACAGCUGUGAAGUUUGCGGGUAAUGCGGAGGAGAUGCACAUGAUCAGCUGUGGAGCGGAUAAGAGCAUUUAUUUCCGCCCAGCCCAAGUGCUCCCAGAAGGGAUUAAUUUCUUGCGUUUACACCAUGUUGUGGAGAAAACAACCUUGUAUGACUUGGAUAUUGAUGCCACCCAGAAGACCGCAGCUGUGGCAUGUCAGGAUAAAACUGUAAGGUUCUACAAUGUUCUAAGUGGUAAGCAAGAGAAGACUCUCAAAAGUUCUCAGACUGCGGGAGCCUUAUUAAAGGUGCAGAUGGAUCCCUCUGGAAGAUUCUAUGCGACAAGCUGUUCCAAUAAAACCAUAUCUCUGUUCGACAUGCAAACUGGGGAGAGUGUAGCCAUGAUGUACGGACACUCUGAUAUUGUUACAGAUAUGAAGUUCACACAUGACUGCAAAAGGCUGAUUACAGUUUCUGGUGACAGCUGUGUGUUCAUUUGGCGGCUGGAUCCCAACAUGACUACAUGUAUGAGGCAACACAUAGAUGAGAAUUCUGUGGUAGGGAAAACCACUGCUGUGAUGAAUGACCAAAGUCCGGGUAACAUUCGGAGAGAAACGUUCUUGUUGGACUUUUUGAAUGAGAGCUCUCAGGAUGACUUGUUCUUGGAUAAAAGUGGGAAUACUGAUGAGCCAUCAGAGGACACCCCUUCUAAAGAUUGCUUUGACACAGAUCUACCAUGCCUGCAGACUAAUGGCAGGAUGCCUCUCUGGGCCAAGAAACUGCAGGGAGAAGCAAAUGAACCAUUGAUCGUCCUUUCACAAAAUCACUACAAGCCUCAAGGGCGCUGGGCUCAGAGUGACAAUUCAGAUGUCCUUCGGAAAUACCUGCACUGUAAUGAUUUGAGUUACUGCGGUACCCCGUGCCAAUCGGAGAAUUCCUUUCUGGAAGACACAGUAGACAUGGAAUGUGUGGAGCCAAGAAGUUUCCAGCACAUGCUGGAGCAAUCCGAGGAAAAAAAUGAGGACCAUAGCAAUACAACAUUUAUCAUGGAUAUGUCUGCCGCUCUAGAAGAAAUAGAUGCUCGUCCCAAUGAUUUGAAUGGUAUAUACUACCCUUCAUCUCAGCAGACCUCCCAGCAGGAGGAAAGUGACUUUGCUGUUGAAGAGCACACCUUUGAUAAAGGACAUGACGCCAACACUAAUGAACUGUUAUCAGCCUGUGACCAAGAUGAGGACUCGCAAACUUCUGGUAAUUGCUCUGACCUGGAAGGGAGUGAUGGUGAGGAGAAUUUCCACCCAGAGAGUGCAGAAGAAUCCUUCAUUCAGAAGCAUUUCGACACCUUAACAGAUGCACUUGCAGAAGAAAAAUUUGAUAACUGUCUGAAGGAUCUGAUGCCCAAUGAGGAUGAAAAUGAUCCAUUUCUAAACCAUCGGCUUAGUUUCUCUGCCAAAUUUCUGUCUGGAAGCCAAGGGAAAAAAAGACUAGAAAAUGUGCUACCACCCCAAAUAACGUGUAUGUCGAUGGAUCCAGAGGCAAAUGAGGAAUCGACCAGACCACAUCUUACCAGGAAACUCUCUGAUAAAGCAAUGGAAAAAAUUACCCUUGGAACAGAAAGGAGAAAAUCUUCAACCAGUGCUGAUAUCGCUAUAUUGGUCCCAAAUUUACAGAAGGCACAAGUCGCUGAUAAAUCUGCCUCUCGAUCAUCAUUCCCUGGCUGCUGGCCAAAUAAGAACAAUUCAAUAAAUAAGUCCAACAAAGGGCGAUCUUACAUGGAGGCCACUGCUAGUUCAAAGGCAAAAAUACUAAGAAGUGCAUCAAUGGGAGAAGGCAUUAAUACAGGGGAAGAGCAAAAAAGCCCAUCUAAUUUAUUCCGGCCGCUCUCCACUACUGACUUGCCUUCAGAAAACAUUAAGUUGAAAGCCUCCGAGGAAAAACUCAACAAAUCGCCUUCUUCCUCUGCACUCUGUGGACAGGUCGCUUCAGGACCGCAAGAAGCCAAGACUAAAUCUACCACCAGCUUAAACUCCAUAUCGGAUAAACUUUUGAUGCCACCUCCAGCAGGUCAUGGAGUUAUCCCACGUCUAAAGAAAAAAGCCAAGUCUAUAAAUAAUCUGUCAAAGACAUCGCGAAAAGAGGAACUUUUUAGCACUGUGGUCAAGUCGAAAGCUUUAGAUGCUCAGAAGUGUGGAAUCGCCUCUGACCUUCAGGAUAGGAAAGGCUUAUUAUCUCUAACCUGUAAGUCACAAGAUGUCUAUAAUGGGCCCAGAAGAGCUUCUAUAGCUGAGUGUACAGUUCAUACAGCUCUAAGUGUCUCUCCCACCAGAAACGGCAGUGAAAGAGCUUUUUCACCAAGCAGGCGUCUGUCCACUUCACCAACCCCUUGUUCCAAUGAUGUCGAAAAGCCUAAUGCUUCCUCCCAGGGUAUGAAGGUACUCAUGGGGCAGUGUGAGACGAUGAUUGAGGAAUUGCACAGCACUUUUCAGAAGACGCUGAAGACUUAUAAAGAGAUUGAAAACUUCAAUGGAUCUCAUGAAGAAAAGUCACAUCUCAAAUCGAUAUUCUUUGAUGCCUUCAACCAUAUUCAAAGCGAAAUGGAGUUGUUGGGAAUAAGCCAGAGAAUGGCACCUAAUGGCAAACUAAAUGCCACAACCAGUGCCACAACCAGUGCCUCUCUUCACUUGCUGGAACAUUAUUCAGAAAUGAUGCUGCAGAUCGUAAAGGAGAAGAUUAACAGCACUGCACUGUGACACCUUUUCGGAAAGCCUGGGCCUCCUAUGACCAUACUACGAUCCUGUUGGGCUGUUCACUCUACCGUAAUUGUAUUCGUAAAAGCCCUGUUUACCACAACUGAUAGUUUUGAUAGAUGUCAGUGUUGAAUCAUCCGCCAUAUUUUAUUAUCCCUUGGAUUCUAGUAUAAUCUCAACUAUUGGCUUUCCAGCUCUGCCUACCUGCUUAUACCAGUUUCUGGGGGGUCUUUCCACCUGCUAUGACCAUUUCUAGGGGUGACACUUUACUUGUUAG